Trichobilharzia regenti is the source of this 408-nucleotide messenger RNA. Lineage: Eukaryota; Metazoa; Platyhelminthes; Trematoda; Strigeidida; Schistosomatidae. The record is from the annotation of a GenBank genome assembly.
AUGAAAUCAACAGAACCAUUUCCUUGUGAUAUGUCAGUGAUAAAUUUACAAGAAGCUUCCUCAUCACCUACAACUACACCUAAGCGUAAAUCUUCACAAUCAACACCUCUUGUCUCCACUCCUGUACGCAAAGCUGAGGCAAAAAAACCGGAAAAGAAAGAUCGUUCAUUUGGUCAUAUUUUUGAUCUAUGGGGAUCAUCGGAUGAUAACACUUCUAGCCAAACUUCUAGUCAAGAUAAACAAAUGUCUGUGAUUAAUUUUGUAAAACAAGGUCAUAAUGUCUUUUGUACUGGUGGUGCAGGGACAGGGAAAUCUUAUCUUAUUCAUCGUAUUGUAGGUUUACUCCCUCCAGAAUAUACUGCUGUAACUGCUAGUACAGGUUCCGCUGCUAAUCUUAUCGUGGAUUGA